AUGCAUCUUGUAAACCUUCUUUUCUUUCUCUUUGCAUUCUUCUCUUGUAAUGUCUUAGCCCAAUAUACACGUUUCAAUACCUCGGUUAUACCCGUAACCAAGGAUGCCAAAACAUCUCUUCACAAGAUUACUUGGUUUCUUAAGAAACGAACCUGGGAUGGAGAACCCUAUUACCUCGUUGACCUCGAUGCUCCUUUCACAUGGCAAGAUUGUGUUGUGCGUCGCUCACCGAUUGCAUGUGGAUUAGAGGAAGGAUGCAGAUUUCCAUUAAAAUGUGAUGACAACUUUUGCAAAGAAGCACACUCUUAUAUCAACCCUACAUGUCCUUCUCUCAAUAUCACAUCCAAAUAUGGUUGCAAUAUAUGCGCAGUCACCCCAUUAAACCCCAUCUCAAAUUCUUGCAAAUUGUCACAACUAACUACCGAUUUGGUGCAGUUGUAUGGAACCGAUGGUCGAAACCCUAGUUUUAUUUCGUAUCCUCCCUUUGGAACCGAGUUUGUUGUUUCAUGUGCACCUUCCUCAUUGUUGAGAUCAUUUCCUAAAGAUAUCACUGGUGUUGCAUCCUUUUCUUGGUCCACUUUAUCUUUUCCAGGUCAAGUUUAUAACCCUAAGGUCACAAAUAAAUUUGUACUUUGUUUACCAAACUCCUCAAAGUCUCUUGGGGCGAUAUUUUUAGGUGAAGGGCCUUUUUAUUUUACUUCUUUUCCAAAUGUUGAUCUUAGAAGUAUACUUUCCUAUACUCCAAUGGUUAGAAAGAGUAAAAAAUCACUUGGAUAUUAUAUUGGAAUCAAGAAGAUAUCAAUCAAAGAAAUAUCUAUUCCUCUACCAUCACUAAAAAGUGGUUCUGUGAAGCUUAGUACUGUCACACCCUACACCACACUCAGAAGUGAUAUCUAUAAAGCAUUUGUUACAAUUUUUUCAGUGGCUACAAAGAGCAUUCCUAGAAUGAAAUCUGUUCAACCCUUUAGUUAUUGUCUAAAAUCAAGCGCUGUUGGGUCCGUUGAGAAAGGUUUUCGUGUUCCUAAGAUUGAUCUUGAAACGGAAAGUGGGAAAAUAUGGACAAUUUAUGGUGAUAACUUGAUGAAGCGUGUUGGAAAUGGCACCGCGUGCCUUGCAGUUAUUGAUGGUGGAUCAAAAAUGAAAGAUGCAAUUGUUGUUGGGACGUUUCAGAUGGAGAACAAUUUCUUGUACUUUGAUCUGGUGAAUCAAAAGUUGGGUUUCAGCUCUUCGUUAUUAGCUCGAGGAACCUCUUGUAGCAACUUCAACUUCACCGAGAUUCCAGAAUGACUUGAUAUUGGUGAUUGAAAUGACAGAAUAACAAAGGUUUUUUUUUUUUUUUUCGUUUAGUAGCAACUUUGAUGUGUAUCACAGUUUAUUGUUAAUGUGUCAUGCAUUUUUCGUUUAGUAGAAACUUUGAUGUGUAUCACACUUGUUUGUCACAAAUAAAUUAAAAAUGUAUUUUGGGUGCAUAAUGCAAGUUAUAUUGAAAUCGUGGGAUGUUGAAAGUCA
This is a messenger RNA of Helianthus annuus (common sunflower), 1509 nucleotides long. RefSeq names its product chitinase CLP. The transcript has a single exon. Gene Ontology annotation, molecular function: aspartic-type endopeptidase activity. The record is from RefSeq and is a predicted model, not a curated record. NCBI's taxonomy places the organism in Eukaryota, Viridiplantae, Streptophyta, Magnoliopsida, Asterales, Asteraceae. Bases 1 to 1287 code for a protein of 428 amino acids. Gene Ontology annotation, biological process: proteolysis.